AUGCCUCGCAACGGAGAUGGAUCCAGCGACAAUGGUCCUAUUGAAGGCCAUGAGAUUCUUCACGGUACAACCGGAGAUGACUCUCUCCAACACACUAAACACGUAGCACCCAUGCCCGAGGGCGAAAAAGGAGACACCCUCCCCGGUCUCUCAGGCGGCGGCACCGCAACCCAGACAUCCACCUCGGACUCCAAAAAGCGCUCAGAACCCCACCACGACCCCCCCUCCCCAAUCUCGCACAUCCAGCAAAAACACUCCAAACUAGACAUCGACGAAGCCGGCAUCGCGGGCGCGACGUCACAAGCCGAGGCGGCGCACGCACGCGAGCAGCGGGUUAAAGACGCGGUGGGGACCGAGGAUGUAGGGAGUGGAGCUGGAGGGCAUGCGGAUGUGGAGAUGUUGCAUGGAAAGGCUAGGUUGAAUGAAGGUGAGCAGGGAGAGAAGAGUGAGGGAGGACAGAGUGGAGGAGCGUGUGAUGCAGAGUUGCUUCAGAGGAAGAAGGCUGAGAAAUUUGGGGGUGUGAAUCUACAUGAUGAUGAAGAGGCUGAUGGUGGGAAGAAUGGGACAAGUAGUACUACUAACGGGGGAAGUGUUAGGCACGAGGUGAGCGGUGCUGCUAACGGGGGAGGUGUUAGGCACGAGGAGAGUGGUGCUAAUGGGGGUCCUGGUCAGGACGGCGAGUCUGGUGCGCACAACGGAGGCCAUGUGGACAGUGAGGCGCACAGCAAGGGCAAUGGACAUGCAUCGGAAGGUAAGAAAAAGGACCACGGCCUUGAUCUUGCCAACGAUGCAGAUUUGUUGCAAAGGAAGAAAGCGGAGAAGUUUGGAGGCGUUAAUCUCGGCGAUGAUUAG
Molecule: messenger RNA, 852 nt
Organism: Bipolaris oryzae ATCC 44560
Lineage: Eukaryota; Fungi; Ascomycota; Dothideomycetes; Pleosporales; Pleosporaceae
Exons: 4
Coding region: 1-852 (283 amino acids)
Source: RefSeq, a predicted model, not a curated record